UCUCUCUGCCUUCCAUCAUUGCAUCCCCAUUCUGAAACUCUCUUGCAUUGACUUUUUUCUGUGAGUUAGAUCUUGGAAGAUGGCUGAAGCAAUUCUUGGAGUUGUGCUUGAAAAGUUGACCUCUCUUGCUGUAGAAGAGCUGAGAUCAUUUAUGGGUUUCAAUACAGACUUGGAAAAGCUUCGCGUCAUGCUCACUUCAAUCGAGGCUAUCCUUGAUGAUGCUGCAGAGAAACAGUUCUCAAGCCAAAGAGUAAAGUAUUGGCUGGAGAUGCUAAAAGAUGCAUCUUAUGAGCUGAAUGACAUCUUAGACGAGUGUGCUGAAUUGACCUUGGAGUACCAAGGUAUCAAGUGUGGUUCAUAUCAUGAGGUAUGUUCUUGCUUAUCCUAUUUUCGUCCCAAGCAUGCUGCCUUCCAUUACACCAUUGCUAAGAGAAUGAAAAGUAUAUGUGAGAGAUUAGAUACAAUUGCGGAAGCAAGACACAUGUUUCAGUUAACGGCGAAGCCUCCUAGGAGUGGUGGAGUCUAUGAAAGACUCCAAACCACCUCAGUCAUAGUUGAAAGUCGAGUCUACGGGAGAGAAGAAGAUGAACAAAAUAUUGUAGACUUUUUAAUGGCUAAUGCUGAUGUUCAUACUUCUCGUUCUAAUAACUUAUCAGUCUAUCCAAUUGUAGGACUAGGCGGACUUGGAAAGACAACACUUGCCCGACUCAUUUUCAAUCAUGUAAGUGUAGUCAACCACUUUGAUGCAAGAGUUUGGAUAUGUGUUACUGAAGAUUUUGAUUUAAACAAAAUAACUAAAGCUAUCAUUGGAUCAUUGUCUCUUGAGAUAUGUGAAGAUUUGGAACUAGAGUCACUACUAACAAAAGUUCAAGAUCUGCUCCAAAAUAAAAGGUAUCUACUUGUUUUGGACGACGUGUGUGAUUAUCAACAAGAGAAAUGGUUGAUGUUGAAAUCGGUUUUGGCUUGUGGAGCGAUGGGUGCCUCCAUUUUGAUCACUACUCGUCUUUUAAGGGUUGCUGCAAUGAUGGGAACAGUGUCACCUCAUGAAUUAUCUUAUCUGUCUGACAACGAUUGUUGGAAAUUGUUUAAAGAACAAGCUUUUCAAGCAGGCGAAAUAGAACAGGAGGAGCUUGUAAACAUUGGAAUGGACAUAGUAAAGAAAUGUGGGGGAGUGCCGCUUGCAGCAAAAGUGCUAGGAGCUUUCCUACGUUUCAAUAGGGAAGAAAGUACGUGGACCAAUGUUAAGAAUAGCGACACAUGGAAAUCAUCACAGGGAGAAAACUCUAUAAUGCCUGCCCUGAUAUUAAGUUACUCAAACUUACCACACAAAGUCAGACAAUGUCUUGUUUAUUGUGCAAUCUUUCCCAAAGAUGAAAUAAUUAGGAAGCAAGAUUUAAUUGAACAUUGGAUGGCGAAUGGAUUCAUUCCACCCAAUGAAACAUUAGAUGUUGGUGAUAGUAUGUGGAAUGAAUUAUAUUGGAGAUCAUUUUUUCAGGAUAUUGAGACAGAUGAGUUUAGCCACGUUACAAGUUUCAAGAUACAUAACAUCGUUCAUGAUCUUCUAAAGUUUGCUGCAGAAGAGGUUUGUUGCAUUACAAAUGACAAUGAUGUAACCGUGCCUGAGAGAAUCCACCAUAUCUCGGAGCAUAGCUGGAGGAGUAAAUUAGAUUCAGCCCAGUUUCGGUUCGAAUCUCUGAGGACCUAUUUAUUGCCACCACAAAGGUACAAAACAGGGCAACUUUCUCCCCAGGUAUUGAAAUGUUAUAAUUUACGGGUGCUUCAAUAUGAACCAACGGAAACUUUGUCGUCUUCAAUUAGUCGUUUAAAACAUCUAAGGUACUUGAAUGUUUCUGGGGGUGACUUCGUAACUAUUCCAAAAUCUCUAUGUAGAUUGUGGAAUUUGCAAAUAUUGAAGUUAGACCAUUGUCAUCGUCUCCAAAAGUUGCCUAAAAAUUUGAUAGGUUUGAAAGCUCUACAAAAGCUAUCUUUGAAUGGCUGCAGCUCACUUUCAAGCUUACCACGUCAAAUGGGGAAGUUGACUUCCCUAAGGAAUUUAAGCAUGUACAUAGUUUGCGAGAAAAAAGGGUUUCUUUUGGCAGAAUUGGGACCACUCAAGCUUAAAGGAGAUCUCGACAUCAAGCAUAUGGAGAAAGUGAGAAGUGUUGAAGAUGCCAAAGAGGCCAAGAUGUCAGAAAAGCAACUAAAUCGGUUGUCAUUGUCAUGGGACAACAAUGAAGCGACUGAAUUGCAAGAAAAUGUUGAAGAAAUUCUUCAAGUGCUUGAACCCAGUACCAACCAACUUGCGAGUUUGAGUGUGGUAGGAUAUAAAGGGGCCUGCUUCCCACAAUGGAUGUCUAGUUCUUUUCUCAAAUAUCUAGAACUGGAGGAUUGUAAAAUGUGUUCAAAACUUCCACAGUUGGGGAAAUUACGUUUUUUGAAGAGUCUGAGUAUAUCAAAAAUGACUCCUGUAGAGUACCUAUACGAGGAGGAUUCCUAUGAUGGUGAAGCAGUUUUCAUUGCUCUAGAAUUUCUGUUCCUAAAGGAGCUCUCAAACCUAAAAAGAUUACUGAAGAGGGAGGACGGGGAAAACAUGUUCCCAUUACUUAACAAACUUGAAAUUGCUGAAUGUCCUAACUUGUUGGGUUUGCCCAGUCUUCCAUCUAUCAGGGAUCUACACAUACAGGGGAAGUGCAACCAACAUUUACUAACUUCAGUUAAGAAACUAAGUAGUCUUCAAGACUUGUGGUUGGAAGAUAACGAAGAGUUAAGAUUUUUUCCAGAUGGGAUGUUCCAAGGGCUUACUUCUCUGAAAGAACUAUAUUUUCACAGGCUCUUCAAACUCGAGAUAUUCCCAACCAAACUGCCAGAUUCUCUUGAGAAAUUAGAAUUUGUGGGGUGUCAUAAGUUCGUGUCUGCAGGUUUGCAUGAGGCUUUACAAAAUGUGACUGCACUGCACUCCUUAAAAUUUGAGCAUCUUCCGAACCUAGCUUCUUUGCCUGACUGCUUUCAAAAACUUGCGUUGCUUCGCGAAUUGACUCUGUAUAACUGUUCAAAAUUGAAGUGCCUUCCAGCCAGCCUAAAGUUUUGCGCUCUGAAAAGAUUGGAUAUUCAAGGUUGCCCGGAGUUAGAGAAACGAUGUCAAGAAUACACGGGAGAGGACUGGCCAAUCAUAUCUACCAUCCCCAAUAUCAGAGUUAUUCCAAUGCGGAGAUGAAUAUUAUGAUUCCAGUGCAGUUCUUUCCGCUAUAUCAAGCUCUCCUGCGGCCAUUGUGGUAAAGAAAUACUUUCUAUAUCAAGAAUCGCUAAACAACAGAACAAAUAUCUGAAUGUGAUUAUAACACAGACCAAGGUACUAUUACACAUAGAAAAGUCUUAUAUUUUUUAGCUUUGAUCUUUGUAUUUGAUUCAGUUACUAACAAAUAGUUGUUGUUUAUGUCUUUUGACACUAACAUAGGAACACUCUAAUCUUUUGCUGUGUUUGCUUCUGAAAAAUGUUGAAGAAAAGCUUUUUUAAUCUCCCUUUAGCCAAUGAAGUGUGUUUCUACAUACCUGGUGCCUUCUUAUUCAGCACGGGUAGUUUCUUCAUCGGUUGUCUUCAGUGCUUGCCUAUGCCACAAACAGUCUAAUUGUGCAUAUUUUGGGAUUUGGUCAGAAACAUCUCCAAAAGCAUUUCAUAUAUUCUAAAAAUUCUGUUCCAAAAAUCUCGUUUAAAAAGCCUUACUCCUGAAAUUUUGGAAAACUGUUACGGAAAAGUUUUAGGAUAUUUAAUCCAAAAACAAUGAUAUUUUGACUACUAAAUAUUGACAACUUUUUCUUAUAACAUGAGGUGUUAUCUUCUAAGUGAUUUUUAAAUAUUGAAAAUGAGAUAAGGAGAAAUACCACUUAGAAGAUGAUACCUAAGGUUGUGAGAGAAAGUUGUCAAAAUUUAGUAGUCAAUAAAUCAUUUUCCUUAAUUCAAAAGUUACCCUUACAGAAAGAAAACGGGUAUUUUGAAGAUUUAGGGUGUGCAAAAAAAUUAUGGAGGUGCAGAAAAUAAAAGCUUAAUAUUUUUCUUGGACACAGCCCAUUCUUUUCAAAAUAUAAAAGUACAUAAAGUUCAUUUAGAAGCUAAGCAUUUAAUCGAAAGGUUAAGAUGUGUUCCAAGACACCUACAACCACUUUUAUAAACUUGGUAAAUUCCUUUACAGUGUGAAUAGAUAUGAUUUUCUGGAUAUAAUUUUUUUAAAAUAAAUUGAAAUUUUAAAAAUAAUUAGAGUAAUUUAAUUGUUUUAAAUGAGAAUUUCAAAUACUAUUUAAAACUUGUGAAUUUAAAUAUGUCUAUUUUUUUUUUAUAUUCUUUUUGAUUUUAUUGAGGUUAGUACAUCAUAAGUUCAACCGUGUUUUUUCAACAAUGAUAAAGUUGUCAUGUUAAGAUUAUUUUUUUGCUAAUAUAUAAGAAUUAUUUAUUUCUUGAUGUUAAUUAGGAUUAUUUUCUUUAUUAAUAUUAAUAUUGUUUUUCGAUUAAUGUCAAAUAUAAUUUGUUUCCAUUGAUGUUAAUACAGAUUAUUUUUAGUUGAUAUAAGUUGAAAUUGUUUUUUAACCAAUGUUCAUGUAGCCAGUUUUUCUUUUUUUAACUAACGUCGAUAAUACUAUCUUUCAUGGAUAAACCAUUGUGUAUUAGUUAACUUCGAUAGGACUAUUUUUGUGGUUGACAUUAUUGAUAUUAUUUAUCUACUGAUGUAAAAUCAAAGUUAUUUCUUGAUUUAAAUUUGUUAGAAUUUUCUCUAUUAGUGCUGAUGAGACUUUUCUUUUUUUAUAGAUGCUCGCAAGAAUCUUUUCAUUGAAUUAUUUAGGUUACUUUUGUUUAUGCAUGCAAUAAUUGUUUCUUUAUUGAUGUUUCUAAUGCUAUUUGGUAUAUUUGAUAGCAAAGUUUGUAUUUGGUGAUGGUUGAUGUUCUUACCCGGCGUGAUGUAUGCUCUUAGAACAAGAAAAGAUCGGAGAAGAUCCAUUGGAGGCCAAAACACGUGAAAAAUCCACCUAUAAAUGACUCUCCAACUUUCAAAGUUUAGAAAAAAUGAUUUUAACUUAUUAUUUUCAAGGUAAGUAUUGUAUGGACAUGUGUAUUUAUAAUACUUCUAUGGGUCUUAGACUUA
Vigna unguiculata (cowpea) is the source of this 5132-nucleotide messenger RNA. Its product is annotated as putative disease resistance protein RGA4. Gene Ontology annotation, molecular function: ADP binding. The record is from RefSeq and is a predicted model, not a curated record. Lineage: Eukaryota; Viridiplantae; Streptophyta; Magnoliopsida; Fabales; Fabaceae.